CUGCGGGACGUCUCCAACUGCAGCACCUUCAGCAGCCCCGGGUGGGGGCAGCGCCGUGAUGAUGAUGGGUGUGUGUUUAAGAAGCCGCAGAGGCCGGGGCACCGCAGCCGGGUGCCGGCGAUGGAGGAGGCCCUGGGGAAGGAGCCCUUUGUGCAGAGGCCCAGCUCUGCACCCAACCUGCUGUUUGAUACCCCCGAGAAGGAAAACCUCCCUGAGGGCGAGAGCCCCGUGGUGCUGCGCCGCUGCUCCCUCACCUCCUCCAUGGGCGAUGAGGAGGAGGACGACGGCUUCAUGGAGAUCCUGGAUGAGGAGGAGAUGAAGGGUGAAGCAGAGGUGCCGCCGGGCAUGGCGAGCCUGCUGACCGCACCGCUGGUGAGAAAGGAGGAGGCAGAGCCGCGUCCCUCCAAGCGCAGCAAGUGCCGGCAGCUGUUCCGCUCGCCCUCCAUGCCCAGCAGUGUCAUCCGGCCCAUCCUGAAGCGCAUCGAGCGGCCGCACAGCCACGACACCCCCAUCAAAGCAAGCGGCGCCGCAGCCUGGGCCGGCACCCCUGGGGAGGGGGGGGCGACGGAGCCGAAAGCACGGCUGCUGCGCUCCCGGUCCUUCUGCCAAGAGGAAAUUGAGAACAUGUUGGCCAACGACCAGCGGGAGCUCAUCGGGGACUUCUCCAAGACAUACCUGCUGCAGACGGUGGAGGGCAAGCACCAGGACCUCAAGUACAUCUCCCCCGAAAUGAUGGUGGCAGUGCUGAGCGGGCAUUUCAGCAGCGCCAUCGAGAGCUGUGUGAUCGUGGACUGCCGCUACCCCUACGAGUACGAGGGGGGGCACAUCAAGGGUGCUGUCAAUCUGCCCAUGGAGGAGGACGUGGAGGAGUUCCUGCUGAAGAAGCCCAUCGUGCCCUUUGAUGCGAGCAAGCGUGUGAUCGUCAUCUUCCACUGCGAGUUCUCCUCCGAGCGGGGGCCCAGGAUGUGCCGCUUUGUCCGGGAGAAGGAUCGUGCCUGCAAUGAGUACCCACACCUGCACUACCCCGAGCUGUACGUCCUGAAGGGAGGGUACCGGGAGUUCUUCCCCCAGUACCAGGCACACUGUGAGCCGCAGGACUACCGGCCCAUGCACCACGCUGACUUCAAGGAGGAUCUCCGCAAGUGCCGCCUGAAGAGCCGCACCUGGGCGGGCGAGCGCAGCAAACGGGAGCUGUACAGCCGCCUGAAGAACUGCUGAGAGCCCCCGGCACCGCGGGGCGGGACCCGGGACUGGGUUUCACUCUUCCAGCCCCGAGGUGGAGGGAGGAGCCCGAGGGGGGACGGCGGAGGGAGGCUUGAGCCGCGCUGCAGCCAUCGCUGCCGCAUCCCAGGCGCCCUCCUCAGCGUUCCCAGCUCCGGGCUCUGCCCUCUGCCCCUCCCCGGAGCGCGGCGCCCCUUCCUGAGCAGCGGGGCUCCGCAGAAAGCACUUAAGCCUCUGGGCAGCCCGAAGGGAGCGGCAGGCCUCGGGCUGCCCCCGUGUGAGGCUCCGGAGCGGCCGGGGCUGCAGUUUGCCCCCGCCCUUCGCGCUCAGCUCCCCGGCGCGUAACCGCGUGUAACCGGAGAAUAAAGGCCCCGAGGCCGCGGCGGGAGCAGCGCCGUGUGCGAGGUGCCGGCCGCGCGGAGCCCAUCCCGCCUCCCCAAUGAA
This is a messenger RNA of Meleagris gallopavo (turkey), 1665 nucleotides long. The record is from RefSeq and is a predicted model, not a curated record. NCBI's taxonomy places the organism in Eukaryota, Metazoa, Chordata, Aves, Galliformes, Phasianidae.